Lipotes vexillifer (Yangtze River dolphin) is the source of this 8337-nucleotide messenger RNA. It is a transcript of the gene MEGF8, whose product is annotated as multiple EGF like domains 8. Bases 1 to 8337 code for a protein of 2778 amino acids. NCBI's taxonomy places the organism in Eukaryota, Metazoa, Chordata, Mammalia, Artiodactyla, Lipotidae. The record is from RefSeq and is a predicted model, not a curated record. The transcript is spliced from 41 exons. Gene Ontology annotation, molecular function: calcium ion binding; protein binding.
AUGGCCCUGGGCCGGGCUCUGGCUGCGGCGCUGGCUCUGUCUUUUGCCGUGCUGUGGCCACUGUCCCCUGGGGCCCGGGCAGGGGACUGCAAGGGACAGCGACAAGUGCUGCGGGAGGCGCCAGGCUUCGUGACAGAUGGUGCGGGCAACUACAGCGUCAAUGGCAAUUGCGAGUGGCUCAUCGAGGCCCCGAGCUCCCGGUACCGGAUCCUGCUGGACUUCCUUUUCCUGGACACAGAAUGCACGUAUGACUACCUGUUCGUGUAUGAUGGUGACUCCCCCCGGGGGCCCCUGCUUGCCAGUCUGAGUGGGAGCACCCGGCCUCCGCCCAUUGAGGCUUCCUCAGGCAAGAUGCUGCUGCACCUCUUCAGCGAUGCCAACUACAACCUGCUGGGCUUCAACGCCUCAUUCCGCUUCUCCCUGUGCCCGGGGGGCUGCCACAGCCAUGGGCAGUGCCAGCCCUCAGGGGUGUGUGUCUGUGAGCCGGGCUGGGGGGGCCCUGACUGCAGCCUGCAGGAGUGCCCAGCCUACUGUGGCAGCCAUGGCACCUGCGCCUCGCCCCUGGGACCAUGCCGCUGUGAGCCUGGUUUCCUGGGACGCGCCUGUGACCUGCACCUGUGGGAGAACCAGGGGGCUGGCUGGUGGCACAAUGUGAGUGCCGGGGACCCCGCCUUCUCCGCCCGCAUCGGGGCGGCUGGUGCCUUCCUGUCCCCACCGGGGCUGCUGGCUGUUUUCGGAGGCCAGGACCUCAACAGCGCCCUGGGUGACCUCGUCCUGUACAACUUCUCUGCCAACACCUGGGAGCGCUGGGACCUGAGUCCUGCCCCGGCUGCCCGUCACUCCCACGUGGCUGUGGCUUGGGCCGGCUCCCUCGUGCUGAUGGGUGGUGAGUUGGCUGACGGCUCCCUCACCAGUGACGUUUGGGCCUUUAGUCCGCUGGGUGGUGGCCACUGGGAGCUUCUGGCACCAGCUGCUUCCAGUUCCUCAGGGCCGCCAGGCCUGGCAGGUCACGCAGCAGCCCUAGUGGACAGCGUCUGGCUCUAUGUGUCUGGUGGCCGCACCCAGCACGACCUCUUCUCCUCUGGCCUCUUCCGUUUCCGCCUCGACAGCACCAGUGGGGGCUAUUGGGAGCAGGUGAUUCCGGCAGGUGGGCGGCCCCCUGCCGCCACUGGCCAUUCCAUGGUGUUCCAUGCCCCGUCACGUGCCCUGCUGGUUCACGGUGGACACCGGCCCUCCACUGCCCGGUUCUCUGUGCGGGUGAACUCCACCGAGCUCUUCCAUGUGGAUCGGCGCGUGUGGACCACCCUGAAGGGCCGGGAUGGGCUUCAGGGCCCACGGGAGCGGGCCUUUCACACAGCCAGUGUCCUGGGCAACUACAUGGUGGUCUAUGGGGGCAACGUGCACACCCACUACCAGGAGGAAAAGUGCUAUGAAGAUGGCAUCUUCUUCUAUCACCUUGGCUGCCAUCAGUGGGUGUCCGGCGCCGAGCUUGCCCCUCCGGGAACUCCUGAGGUGUACUCACAUGUGGCGGCUGUGCUUGGUGGCAGCGUCCUGUUGGUGGCAGGGGGGUACAGUGGCCGGCCCCGUGGGGACUUGAUGGCCUACAAGGUGCCUCCCUUUGUGUUCCAGGCGCCUGCUCCAGACUACCACCUGGACUAUUGCUCCAUGUACACGGACCACAGCGUCUGCUCCCGAGACCCUGAAUGCAGUUGGUGUCAGGGAGCCUGCCAAGCUGCCCCGCCUCCUGGGACUCCCUCGGGGGCCUGUCCGGCUGCCAGCUGCCUGGGCCUGGGCCGCCUCCUGGGUGACUGCCAGGCCUGUCUGGCGUUCAGCAGCACCGCCGCUCCUCCCCGGGGGCCCGGCGCCCUGGGCUGGUGCGUACACAACGAGAGCUGCCUCCCUCGGCCUGAGCAGGCCCGCUGCCGAGGGGAGCAGAUCUCAGGCACCGUGGGCUGGUGGGGGCCCGUACCUGUCUUCGUUACCUCCCUGGAGGCCUGUGUCACCCAGAGCUUCCUGCCUGGCCUGCACCUGCUCACCUUCCAACAGCCGCCCAAUGCCUCCCAGCCUGACAAGGUCUUGAUUGUCCGCAGUACGACCAUCACCCUGACACCUAGCUCAGAGACCGACGUGUCAUUGGUCUACCGUGGCUUCAUCCACCCACUGCUGCCAGGAGGGCCUGGAGGGCCAGGGGCUGAGGACGUGGCCGUGUGGGCCCGGGCCCAGCGCCUGCACGUACUGGCCCGGAUGGCCCGUGGCCCUGACACAGAAAACAUGGAGGAGGUAGGGCGCUGGGUGGCUCAGCAGGAGAAGGAGACGAGGCGCCUGCAGCGUCCAGGGUCCGCUCGCCUCUUCCCGCUGCCUGGCCGGGGCCACAAGUACGCGGUAGAGAUCCAGGGCCAGCUCAACGGCUCAGCGGGCCCUGGACACAGCGAGCUCACCCUGCUGUGGGACCGGACUGGCGUGCCAGGUGGCAGCGAGAUCUCCUUCUUCUUCCUGGAGCCCUACCGCUCGUCGGCCUGCGCCUCCUACCCCUCCUGCCUGGGCUGCUUGGCAGACCAGGGCUGCGGCUGGUGCCUGGCCAGCGCGACCUGCCACCUGCGCCAGAGCGGGGCCCACUGCGGGGACCGCGGGGCCGACGGCUCCCUGCUGGUGCUGGUGCCUGCCCUCUGCCCACUCUGUGAGGAGCAUCGAGACUGCCACGCCUGCACCCAGGACCCCUUCUGCGAGUGGCAUCAGAGCACCAGCCGCAAGGGGGACGCAGCGUGCAGCCGGCGGGGCCGGGGUCGGGGUGCCCUGAAGAGCCUGCAAGAGUGUCCCCCACUCUGCAGCCAGCGCCUGACCUGUGACGACUGCCUGGCCAACUCGAGCCAGUGUGCCUGGUGCCAGUCCACCCACACCUGCUUCAUGUUCGCCGCCUACCUGGCCCGGUACCCGCACGGGGGCUGCCGAGGCUGGGAUGACAGCGUGCACUCAGAGCCGCGGUGCCGGAGCUGUGACCGCUUCCUGACCUGCCACGAGUGUCUGCAGAGCCACGAGUGUGGCUGGUGUGGCAAUGAGGACAACCCCACGCUGGGACGUUGCCUCCAGGGGGACUUCUCCGGGCCUCUGGGUGGGGGUAACUGCUCCCUGUGGGUCGGGGAGGGCCUGGGGCUGUCUGUGGCCCUCCCUGCCCGCUGGGCGUAUGCCCGCUGUCCGGAUGUGGAUGAGUGUCGCUUGGGCCUGGCGCGGUGCCACCUGCGGGCGACCUGCCUGAACACACCCCUCAGCUAUGAGUGUCACUGCCAGAGGGGCUACCAGGGUGAUGGCAUCACAUACUGCAACCGCACGUGCCUGGAGGACUGUGGCCAUGGCGUGUGCAGUGGCCCCCCAGACUUCACCUGCGUGUGUGACCUGGGCUGGACAUCGGACCUGCCCCCUCCCACGCCUGCCCCAGGACCCCCCGCCCCCCGCUGUUCCCGGGACUGUGGCUGCAACUUCCACAGCCACUGCCACAAGCGGGGGCCUGGCUUCUGCGAUGAGUGCCAGGACUGGACGUGGGGGGAACACUGCGAACGGUGCCGGCCGGGCAGCUUUGGUAACGCCACAGGCUCAGGCGGCUGCCGGCCCUGCCAGUGCAACGGGCAUGGGGACCCACGCCGAGGCCACUGUGACAACCUCAGCGGGCUCUGCUUCUGCCAGGACCACACUGAGGGCACCCACUGCCAGCUCUGCUCUCCUGGCUACUAUGGGGACCCCCGGGCUGGUGGCUCCUGCUUCCGGGAGUGUGGGGGUCGUGCCCUCCUCACCAACGUGUCCUCCGUGGCACUGGGCUCACGCCGGGUUGGGGGGCUACUGCCUCCAGGUGGUGGGGCAGCGAGAGCUGGGCCAGGCCUGUCCUAUUGUGUGUGGGUUGUCUCAGCCACCGAGGUGCUACAGCCCUGUGCCCCUGGGACCCUCUGUCCCCCACUUACCCUCACCUUCUCCCCCGACAGCAGCACCCCCUGCACGCUGAGCUAUGUCCUGGCCUUUGAUGGAUUCCCACGCUUCCUGGACACUGGUGUCGUCCAGUCGGACCGUAGCCUCAUUGCUGCCUUCUGCGGCCAGCGGCGGGACAGGCCCCUCACUGUGCAGGCCCUGUCUGGGCUGCUGGUGCUGCACUGGGAGGCCAACGGCUCCUCGUCCUGGGGCUUCAAUGCCUCCGUGGGCUCUGCCCGCUGUGGCUCAGGGGGCCCCGGGAGUUGCCCUGUCCCCCAGGAGUGUGUGCCCCAGGACGGGGCCGCAGAUGCUGGACUCUGCCGAUGUCCCCAGGGCUGGGCAGGCCCACACUGCCGCAUGGCUCUGUGUCCUGAGAACUGUAAUGCCCACAACGGGGCAGGGACCUGUAACCAGAGCCUGGGCGUGUGCAUCUGUGCUGAGGGCUUCGGGGGCCCUGACUGUGCCACAAAACUGGACGGUGGGCAGCUGGUCUGGGAGACCCUCAUGGACAGCCGCCUCUCAGCCGACACAGCUAGCCGCUUCCUGCACCGCCUGGGGCACACUAUGGUGGAGGGACCUGAGGCCACCUUGUGGAUGUUUGGGGGCCUGGGUCUGCCCCAGGGGCUGCUGGGAAACCUGUACAGGUACUCAGUGAGCGAAAGGCGGUGGACACAGAUGUUGGCAGGAGCUGAGGAUGGGGGCCCAGGCCCCUCACCCCGCUCCUUCCAUGCAGCUGCCUAUGUGCCUGCUGGCCGUGGUGCCAUGUACCUGUUGGGGGGGCUCACGGCUGGGGGCGUCGCCCGGGAUUUCUGGGUCCUCAACCUCACCACCCUGCAGUGGCGGCAGGAGAAGGCCCCGCAGACCGUGGAGCUGCCAGCAGUUGCUGGUCACACCCUUACUGCCCGCCGAGGCCUGUCUCUGCUCCUGGUGGGUGGUUACUCCCCUGAAAAUGGCUUCAACCAGCAGCUGCUUGAGUACCAGCUGGCAACCGGCACCUGGGUGUCCGGAGCCCAGAGCGGGACACCUCCCACAGGUCUAUAUGGUCAUUCCGCUGUGUAUCACGAGGCCACUGACUCCCUCUACGUGUUUGGGGGCUUCCGCUUCCACGUGGAGCUGGCGGCCCCAUCCCCUGAGCUCUACUCCCUGCACUGUCCCGACCGCACCUGGAGCCUGCUGGCCCCUUCUCAGGGGGCAAAGCCCCGCCCCCGACUUUUCCACGCCUCAGCCUUGCUAGGGGACACCAUGGUGGUCCUCGGGGGGCGCUCGGACCCUGACGAGUUCAGCAGCGAUGUUCUGCUCUACCAGGUCAACUGCAACACCUGGCUCCUGCCUGACCUCAUCCGCCCAGCCUCUGUGGGACCACCAAUGGAGGAGUCUGUGGCCCACGCUGUGGCGGCGGUAGGGGGUCGCCUGUAUAUCUCAGGAGGCUUUGGGGGAGUGGCCCUGGGCCGCCUGCUGGCCCUGACCCUGCCCCCUGACCCCUGUCACCUGCUGCCCUCGCCCGAAGCUUGUAACCAGUCUGGGGCCUGUACCUGGUGCCAUGGGGCCUGCCUGUCCGGGGACCAGGCCCAUAGGCUGGGCUGUGGUGGUCUCCCCUGCUCUCCAAUGCCCCACUCCCCCGAGGAAUGUCGACGUCUGCGGACCUGCAGUGAGUGCCUGGCCCGCCAUCCCCGGACCCUGCAGCCUGGAGAUGGAGAGGCAUCUGCCCCCCGCUGUAAGUGGUGUACCAACUGCCCUGAGGGUGCCUGCAUCGGGCGCAAUGGGUCCUGCACCUCGGAGAAUGACUGUCGCAUCAACCAGCGAGAGGUCUUCUGGGCUGGGAACUGCUCAGAGGCCGUGUGUGGGGCGGCCGACUGCAAGCAGUGCACAAGGGAGGGCAAGUGCAUGUGGACGCGGCAGUUCAAGAGGACUGGGGAGACCCGCCGCAUCCUCUCGGUGCAGCCCACCUAUGACUGGACGUGCUUCAGCCACUCUCUGCUGAACGUGUCCCCGAUGCCGGUGGAAUCAUCGCCCCCCCUGCCCUGCCCCACGCCCUGUCACCUCCUGCCCAACUGCACCUCCUGCCUGGACUCCAAGGGUGCAGACGGGGGCUGGCAGCACUGUGUCUGGAGCAGCAGCCUCCAACAGUGUCUGAGCCCCUCCUACCUGCCCCUGCGAUGUAUGGCUGGAGGCUGCGGGCGGCUGCUCCGAGGACCCGAGAGCUGCUCCCUGGGCUGUGCUCAGGCAACCCAGUGCGCCCUGUGCCUGCGGCGGCCCCACUGUGGCUGGUGUGCCUGGGGGGGCCAGGAUGGGGGUGGCCGCUGCCUGGAGGGUGGACUCAGCGGCCCCCGCGAUGGGCUGACAUGUGGGCGACCUGGGGCCUCCUGGGCCUUCCUGUCCUGCCCCCCUGAGGACGAGUGUGCAAACGGGCACCACGACUGCAACGAAACACAGAACUGCCAUGACCGGCCCCACGGUUACGAGUGCAGCUGCAAGACGGGCUACACCAUGGACAACGUGACGGGGCUGUGCCGCCCCGUGUGCGCCCAGGGCUGCGUGAACGGCUCAUGCGUGGAGCCCGACCACUGCCGCUGCCACUUCGGCUUUGUUGGCCACAACUGCUCCACGGAGUGUCGCUGCAACCGCCACAGCGAGUGCGCCGGUGUGGGGGCCCGCGACCACUGCCUGCUCUGCCACAAUCACACCAAGGGCAGCCACUGUGAGCAGUGCCUCCCGCUGUUCGUGGGUUCAGCUGUGGGGGGCGGGACCUGCCGGCCCUGCCACGCCUUUUGUCGGGGCAACAGCCAGGUCUGCGUCUCCAGGAAGGAGCUUGACAUGGCCAGGAGGGAGCCGGAGAAAUACUCGCUGGAUGCAGAUGAGAUCGAAAACUGGGUGACAGAGGGUCCUAGUGAAGACGAGGCCGUGUGUGUGAACUGCCAGAAUAAUAGCUAUGGGGACAAGUGCGAGAGCUGCCUCCACGGCUACUUCCUGCUCGACGGGAAGUGCACCAAAUGUCAGUGUAAUGGCCAUGCGGACACAUGUAACGAGCAGGACGGGACAGGCUGCCCGUGUCAGAACAACACAGAGACGGGCACGUGCCAGGGCAGCUCCCCCAGUGACCGCCGAGACUGCUACAAGUACCAGUGUGCCAAGUGCCGGGAGUCAUUCCACGGGAGCCCGCUGGGUGGCCAGCAGUGCUACCGCCUCAUCUCCGUGGAGCAGGAGUACUGCCUGGACCCCACGUCCCAGACCAACUGUUUCCAUGAGCCGAAGCGCCGCGCUCUGGGCCCCGGCCGCACUGUCCUCUUUGGCGUGCAGCCCAAGUUCACCAAUGUGGACAUCCGCCUGACGCUGGAUGUGACCUUUGGUGCCGUGGACCUCUACGUCUCCACCUCCUAUGACACCUUCGUGGUCCGUGUGGCCCCCGACACCGGUGUCCACACCGUGCACAUCCAGCCGCCACCGCCUCCCCCAGCCCCCCCACCCCCUGCUGACGGUGGGCCCCGGGGGGCUGGGGAUCUGGGGGGACCCGGGGCCGGAGGUGGGCCGGCCACCCCAGCAGAGCCACGAGUACAGGAGGUGUGGCCACGGGGCCUGAUCACCUACGUGACGGUGACAGAGCCAUCCGUGGUGCUGGUGGUCCGUGGCGUGCGGGACCGGCUGGUCAUCACCUACCCGCACGAGCACCACACCCUCAAGUCCAGCCGCUUCUACCUGCUCCUGCUGGGCGUGGGGGGCGCCGGGGGGCCCGGCGCGGCCGGCUCGCAGGGCCUGCUCUUCUUCCGGCAGGACCAGGCCCACAUCGACCUGUUUGUCUUCUUCUCCGUCUUCUUCUCCUGCUUCUUCCUCUUCCUGUCGCUCUGCGUGCUGCUCUGGAAGGCCAAGCAGGCCCUGGAUCAGCGGCGGGAACAGCGCCGGCACCUGCAGGAGAUGACCAAGAUGGCCAGCCGCCCCUUCGCCAAGGUCACCGUCUGCUUCCCGCCCGACCCUGCUGCCCCGGCCCCCGCCUGGAAGCCAGCCGGGCUCCCACCACCCGCCUUCCGCCGCUCGGAGCCCUUCUUGGCACCCUUGCUGCUGACGGGGGCCGGCGGGCCCUGGGGACCCGUGGGAGGGAGCUGCUGCCCACCAGCCAUCCCUGCCGCCACUGCCGGCCUGCGAGCCGGGCCUAUCACCCUCGAGCCCACCGAAGAUGGCAUGGCUGGCGUGGCCACCCUGUUGCUCCAGCUGCCUGGCGGGCCCCAUGCACCCAACGGCGCCUGCCUGGGGUCAGCCCUUGUCACUCUGCGGCACAGGCUGCAUGAGUACUGUGGGGGGAGCGGGGGUGCUGGGGGCGGUGGGCACGGGGCUGGUGCGGGCCGGAAGGGACUGCUGAGCCAGGACAACCUCACCAGCAUGUCUCUCUGA